AUGCGCCGAACCGUGGUCCUCAGGGUCCAUGGAUGGGGAACGGCGGCCAGCGAUUUAACCUGGAAACGGCUCCCAAGGGCCACUCCUGCGAACUCUCGAGCGCCCUUUCCUAGCUGCUCUCACACUACGAAACGACACAAAUCCGACUUCAAUCUUCCCCUAACACGAUCAUCCUCUUUCAGAACGAAGCCCCUCCAAUCCGUCACCGGCCAGCUCCUGAAAUCGCAAACAGGCCUCUCGUCGCCAUGGAAGCCGGCAAUUGCCCAACUACGGCCCUUUUAUAGCACACCACCCUUGCGAGAAGCUCCGCGAGACAACGAUAGACAAGAUCGAAGAGACAAAGAGAAGGCUAGACGGGAUGAGGAGGAAGAAGAUCGUCUUGAUGAGCAAGAUGGCUUCGAGAGGACUGAGAAGGCAUCUCGAGCAGCGCAAGUCAACCUAAGCGCGCGUCUUCAGAGCACCGGCAAGAAGCAAGGAAACUCUGCAGGUUUCGGCGAGAUAUGGAGAUUGAUCAAGAUCGCAAGGCCGGAAGCCAAAUGGUUAGCCGCGGCGUUCGCGUUCCUACUGAUCUCCUCCUCCAUUAGCAUGUCAAUACCUUUCUCGAUUGGGAAAAUCUUAGAUCUUGCAACAAAGGAUCCGGCGGAAGGCAACACCCUGUUUGGAUUAGACAUCAAUCAGUUUUACGUCGCUCUCGCAGCAGUGCUGACCUUGGGUGCGGCAGCCAACUAUGGACGCAUCAUUAUCUUGCGAAUUGUUGGAGAACGGAUCGUGGCAAGACUUCGUUCACAGUUAUACAGACGCACCUACGUACAGAAUGCAGAGUUCUUCGAUGCGAACCGAGUCGGGGAUUUGAUCUCACGUCUGAGCUCGGAUACUGUUAUAGUGGGUAAAAGUAUCACCCAGAAUCUGUCCGACGGUUUAAGAGCCCUUGUCAGUGGUGGAGCUGGCUUUGCUGCAAUGGCUUGGGUGAGCCUGAAGCUCACGAGCACUCUAUGCUUGAUGUUUCCACCUAUCGCUAUUGGUGCAUUUUUCUACGGAAGAAUGAUUCGGAACCUCAGUCGGAAAAUCCAACGGAACCUUGGAACUCUUACCAAGAUUGCUGAAGAGAGAUUGGGAAACGUACGAACCUCUCAAGCAUUUGCCGGUGAAAUUCAGGAAGUUGCACGUUAUAACCAUCAAGUCAAGAAGAUUUUUGCGCUGGGAAAGCGGGAAGCAAUCAUCAGCGCAACUUUCUUCAGUUCUUCGGGCUUCCUAGGCAAUAUGACAAUCUUGGCUCUACUCUACUCUGGGGGAUCGAUGGUCAAAAACGGCGUUAUCAGUAUUGGGGAUCUUACAUCUUUCCUGAUGUACACCGCCUACGCAGGGUCGAGUCUGUUUGGGCUCUCCAGCUUUUAUUCGGAGCUCAUGAAGGGAGUAGGAGCUGCAAGUCGUCUCUUCGAGCUACAGGAUCGAAAGCCCACGAUCCCAGCCACUAUUGGAACCAAAGUGAAAUCUGCUCAAGGACCAAUCAAAUUCUCGAAUGUCUCGUUCGCCUAUCCCACACGGCCUGCCGUCACUAUUUUCGAUGGUCUGGACUUUGAGAUACCAUCGGGCACCAAUGUUGCCAUUGUUGGCCCUAGCGGUGGAGGAAAGUCUACAAUUGGAUCACUUCUCUUAAAGUUUUACAAACCAACAAAGGGAACUAUUACCAUCAACGGUGUGGAUAUCUCAACCAUGAAUAGCAAAUCCCUCCGUCGCCGAAUCGGUAUGGUAGGCCAAGAACCAGUUCUCAUGUCCGGCACCAUCGCCGAGAAUAUUGCAUAUGGCAAACCUCACGCUUCGCGAGCAGAGAUCAUAGCCGCCGCACGAAAAGCCAAUUGCCAGUUUAUUAGCGACUUCCCAGAGGGUCUCGAUACACCUGUAGGUGCACGUGGUGCUCAAUUAUCUGGCGGUCAGAAACAACGAAUUGCCAUCGCUAGAGCACUGCUCAAGAACCCAGAUAUCUUGAUUCUUGACGAAGCAACAUCUGCAUUAGAUGCUGAAUCCGAGACUCUAGUGAACUCUGCUCUCGCGGCAUUGCUCAGGGGUCACAACACAACCAUCUCAAUUGCCCAUCGCCUUUCGACGAUCAAAAGAUCAGAUCAAAUCAUCGUUUUAGGAAAUGAUGGCAAGGUUGCUGAAACAGGAACUUACAACCAAUUAUCAAGUGAUCCCAACUCGGCCUUCUCCAAAUUAAUGGAAUGGCAGAUGAGCGGUGGGGACGCCGCAGACCAGAAGAGUAUACAUCCUGAAGGCCGUGUGACCGAGAAGGAAGUAAUUGCGGAGGAAUUAGAAGAGAUGAGUGAGGAGCAAGGUUCUAGAGCCGAGCUUGAAGAUGAGAGUAGUGGUGAGGAAACAGAGAAGGAAGAGAAGAAAGCUGAAGUGGCAUCGGAACAUUCUGGAAAGCAGACUAAGUAG
This is a messenger RNA of Amorphotheca resinae ATCC 22711, 2436 nucleotides long. RefSeq lists its product as hypothetical. Gene Ontology annotation, biological process: transmembrane transport. The record is from RefSeq and is a predicted model, not a curated record. Gene Ontology annotation, molecular function: ATP binding; ATP hydrolysis activity; ABC-type oligopeptide transporter activity. The coding region runs from base 1 to 2436 and encodes 811 amino acids. Gene Ontology annotation, cellular component: membrane. NCBI's taxonomy places the organism in Eukaryota, Fungi, Ascomycota, Leotiomycetes, Helotiales, Amorphothecaceae. The transcript has a single exon.